Messenger RNA from Dichomitus squalens LYAD-421 SS1, 273 nucleotides. RefSeq lists its product as uncharacterized. Gene Ontology annotation, molecular function: protein binding. NCBI's taxonomy places the organism in Eukaryota, Fungi, Basidiomycota, Agaricomycetes, Polyporales, Polyporaceae. The annotation marks the transcript as partial. The transcript has 3 exons. The record is from RefSeq and is a predicted model, not a curated record.
AUGGAUGCCAGUCAGUUGGGAAGGUGGACUCGGUUCGCGGCGAAGGGCGGCAUAGGGAAGUGCACUGCGAUACAAGACUGUGUAGCGGAGCGUGCAGAGGACCUCAUGUUUAUGAAGGACGACGAAAUCACGGUCCUCAUGCAAAUACCAGGCCAGGUCGAUCUAUACCUUGGCUAUUGCGAAGGCGUCGUGGGCAACUUCCGUGGAGAAGCUGUCCGCUUUCACGGCCGCCUCAAGAAACCUGUUCUCACAAAGAGGCAGUCUGCCGCAUCU